This is a messenger RNA of Penicillium samsonianum, 3930 nucleotides long. RefSeq lists its product as uncharacterized. Lineage: Eukaryota; Fungi; Ascomycota; Eurotiomycetes; Eurotiales; Aspergillaceae. Gene Ontology annotation, molecular function: nucleic acid binding; RNA-DNA hybrid ribonuclease activity. Bases 1 to 3930 code for a protein of 1309 amino acids. The record is from RefSeq and is a predicted model, not a curated record. The transcript has a single exon.
AUGCACCUCUUCGGCGAAAAAGGAGUGCAGGAGAUGGAGAUCCUAGCCAUCCAGGAGCCAGAAGUGUACAAUCACACCAACCCCAUGACGACGUAUUCCCAGGCAUUAGGUGGACGGUUCCACGUCCUUCUCCCCCCGACGGAACAAGUCCACGGAGGAAAAGCCGAGGCAGACGCCGCGAAACCGCGAGUUUGUUUCUAUGUUAAUAAGAGAAUCGACCCGAAAUCAUGGUCGAUCCGCUACCACACACGAGACGCAAGUACACUCACAGUGAAGACCGAUAGUGGGGCGAUACACGUACACAAUGUAUAUGUGGAGAGCAAGGUCCGAGACGAGGGCGACGAAAAUCGGCAGGAACUACGCGCGGCGACCGCCAAAGCCACGCUCCAGGUAGUCAGAAGAUUGCUAAGGAAUAGCGGCGCGGGCCAGCACGUGGUGGUAGGGGACUUUAACCUACACCAUCCGCUCUGGUCGCAAACGACGCAAUCACAACAGGAGGAUGAAGAUGCCGAUGACCUAAUCAGUAUCAUGGGUGACAGAGACAUGCAACUGCUGACGCAAAGAGGCGCGGUUUCAUACGAGGGCCUGGUGUACGGCAACCAUGUUGAGACCACGCUGGACCUGACAUGGGCGUCGAGAUCCCUAGCCCAGCGAUGUACACGGUGCACCACCCAACGGCAGUGGCUAUAUGCAGCCGACCAUGUGCCAGUCUUGACCGAAUUCGACAUCCAAUGCACUGGAGCGCCCUCCCGGACGACCACGAACUGGAGGGAGGCUAACUGGGACGAGUGGUUGAAAGUGCUCAGAUCCAAGACGUGGUCCCGCCGUCCCCUCCGCAGCACCGACGAAGUCGACCAGGCAGUCGAAGAACUUACCUCCGCGAUGGUAGACGCCACCCACAGCACCGUCCCGACAAAAAGAGUCGGCCCACACUCCUUUCCCACGUACACGAAGAAGCUAGAAGAUCUAAGACGCCAGGUCAAACGUGCACGACGAUGGGCAAGAGAGACCGGAAGCGAAGAGGACCAGGAGCGGUUCCGACAGAUGCGCCACGAACUUGGCCGCCAGAGUGCGAAGGUCGCCAAUGAAGCACAUCGGGAACGAGUAGAAGCAGCGACCAAGUCAAUCGACGACUUCUGGAAGCUAUCGAGAUGGGCCAGGAACACUACCCCGCGGGCGACCCACACUCCGACAUUGCGUGCAGGGGACAGGGAGUACGUGACGGCAGAGGAGAAGGCAGAAAUCCUCCGCGACGUCCUAUUCCCUCCCGCACCCACUGCGGACUUAUCAGACCUCGAGGGAUAUGACUACCCUGCUGCAGUCAACGCGCCACUCAUCACCUCCGAAGAAAUCAUGCACGCUAUACAGCGAUCUGCGUCGUACAAGGCCCCGGGCCCAGACGGGAUCCCAAACGCCGCACUGAAGAAGGCUAUCGAGAUACCAAACCCCCUCAUGUUUCUGACACAUCUGUUCAACGAAUGUCUGCGGCUAGGGUACUGCCCUAGCCACUUCCGCGAAUCGACUACUGUCAUUCUCAGGAAGCCUGGGAAAUCGGACUAUACCAUACCAAAGGCCUACAGACCAAUCACUCUACUGAGCACACUGGGGAAGGCGCUGGAGUCAAUACUCGCUACCCGACUGAGCUACCUCGUCGAGGCUCACGCACUCCUACCGGAUACUCACAUUGGAGGGAGAGUCGGAAGAUCAUGCGAUCAUGCCCUUCACCUUCUCCUUGAGCGAGUGUACGAGUCCUGGAGACGGGAUGAGCACGUCGCUACACUGCUCACACUUGACGUGACUGGUGCGUUCGAUCAUGUGGCGCAUGAGAGAUUAGCCCACUGUCUCAGGAAACGAAGGAUACCGGAGCAAAUGGUUCGGUGGAUUCUGAGCUUUCUGAGAGACCGCUCAACAACGCUGGUUCUACAAGAAGGCUCGAUGGGCACGCACCCGGUUGCCACAGGCAUCCCACAAGGCUCGCCGCUAUCACCGAUCCUCUACCUCUUCUACAACGCGGACCUCAUCGACGAGCUUCACACUGCCGCCGCCGGAAAAGCUCUUGUCACCGGAUACAUCGAUGACAUUUGUAUCUUGGUGUGGAGUCAAUCCGCGCUGGACAAUUGCCGACGCCUGGAGAGGCUGCAUCAAGUCGCGGAUGCCUGGGCUAGUCGCCAUGCCUCGCGCUUCGCGCCUGCCAAGUACGGAUUAAUGCACAUGUGGAAGAAAGGCUGGAGUGCUCGAAGGGUAAGCCGACCGCCGUCCGGCGAGAGCAUCACCCUUCAAGGCGUUAAAGUCCCGCCCACCUCGUCACUCAAAUACCUCGGCGUCAUGCUAGAUGAGCACCUCACGGGAGAAAGCCAAAUCGCGCAGUGUCGCAAGAAGGCCGCACAAUUGAUUGCCGCGCUACGGUCAAUUGCGGGGAUGACAUGGGGCGUCUCGACCCUACACCUCCGCCGCAUGUGGACAGCAGUCCUACUCCCUCAGAUCUCAUUCGCCUGCUCCGCGUGGUAUACACAAGGGGCGUACGGCUCUAAAACAUUCGAGGAUCGAGCGAAUAGCGCCUUUCGGUCGAUGCAACGGCAGGUUCUCCAGUAUAUCGCAGGUUCUUUCCGGACGACUGCCGGGCCCGCCCUGGAGGUAUGUCUCUUCGUCCCACCUGCACCAAUCGCCAUACAACGCCUCGCGGAAGAGGCCUGUCUCCGCAUACAUGCUUCACCCCUUCGGUCCACACUCGCUAGACGAAGUGAGGAAGGACGACGAUACGGGCUGAUAUCGCCUCUCAAACGACUGGAGACACAUCUCAAGUUCAAAGGAGUUGAAGUCAACAGGUUGCAGCUGAUCCGGCCGUUCGCGGUCCCCCCGUGGUGGCAACCGCCCGAGACCCGGAUAGCACCGGACAAGGACACUGCCAUCAAAGAACAUGAUCUGAUUCUCCGCGCGACACCUCUCUACGGACCAAACUCGGCAAUCGCCUACACGGAUGGGAGCAAGACAGAGAACGGAGGCGUCGGUGCCUCGGCAGUCACGUCCAAAGGGAACGCAACCGCCAGACUCGACGACCAGGAUACCGUCUACGCGGCUGAACUGAAGGGUAUCCUACUGGCACUCAGCCAGAUUAAAGAUGACCUGGUGAGGGAGCUUGUGGCUACCUCGAAAGCCCCCGUCCGCACAAUGACCAUUUUCACGGACAACCAGGCCGCCAUCCAGGCAUGUGCCCACCCGCGACGCAGCUCCGGGCAGCAGAUUCUCCGCAACAUCGCCAUUCAGAUAGAAAACCUACGACUGGCGGCCUGGCGCAUCCGUAUCCACUGGAUCCCCGGUCACAUGGGAGUCCACGGAAACGAGCACGCCGACGUCCUAGCAAAGCUCGCAGCAAGUACAUACGGGCCCGCCGAAGCGGCCAUCCUCCUUUCCGGCUGCCGCACUAAGCUCCGCGAGCUGGCUGCAAAACGGUGGAAGGAGGAGUGGGCGACAAGCAACAGCGGCGCUCAUCUCCGCGCACUUUUCCCUGAACCGACGAAAGAGAUUUUUACGAUACACGGAUCCCUGAGACGCGCAGCCAGCUCAGUGCUGGUGCAGAUGCAGACCGGUAAGAUUGGUCUCCCCGCUUACCUCGCUACCCUCCCGCAGUGGAGGGAACAGGCCCUAGAAGAUAACCCACUACGCAACCCAUCGCGUUGCACAUGCGACCAAGGCAUCAUGAACACGCACCACAUCCUCUUCUCCUGUCCCCGUUUCAUUGAACUCCGCCACCGAAUUCUUGGUCUUGACCGAGAAGGCGGUAGCGAAGGUGGCCAGGACCCGUGGAAAGAAUGGCUCUCGAAGCCAACAUUAGCAGUCAAAGCAGUCAACUUUAUGAUGCAAACUAAGCUCCUCGGCCAAUUCAGGAGCCUACCGACCACCUACCGAGUCACCAACAAGGUAGACUCGUGA